Molecule: messenger RNA, 993 nt
Organism: Episyrphus balteatus (marmalade hoverfly)
Lineage: Eukaryota; Metazoa; Arthropoda; Insecta; Diptera; Syrphidae
Product: alcohol dehydrogenase
Exons: 5
Coding region: 123-908 (261 amino acids)
Cellular component (GO): cytoplasm
Molecular function (GO): alcohol dehydrogenase (NAD+) activity
Source: RefSeq, a predicted model, not a curated record
AACCUAAAACUAGUCGGUUAACUGAGAUAGUGUGACAAGUACUUGAGCUCUUAACUCAAACUUGCUCCAUAUAAAUAUUUUUUUAAAUAAAACAUCCUUAAGGAAGCUCUUGAUCUCAAAAAAUGGCUUUUGCUGGAAAGAAUGCUGUAAUAACAGGUGGAGCUGGAGGUAUUGGCCUUCAAGUUUGUGUGGAACUAUUGAAAAAUAAUAUUGCGAACGUGGCUUUAAUUGAUGUCCAAGAGAACCUUGAAAAAAUUGCCAAACUUCGAGCUGCUCAUCCUUCGCAAACAAUACUUUUGAUCAAAAUGGAUGUAGCCAAUAAGAAAGGAAUCGAUGCAGCUUUUGAAGAAAUUAUCAAAAACCUUGGAAGCAUUCACUUGCUGGUUAAUGUGGCUGGAAUAUUCAAUGAUCUUGAUGUAGAAAGGACAUUGCAGGUUAAUUUGGGUGGCAUUAUUAACUCAACUUUAGCAGGUAUGAAGCAUAUGAGUAAAGAAAAUGGCGGUCAAGGAGGGCUUGUAGCUAAUAUGUCUUCAGUAGUUGGACUUGAUCCUAUGUUUCUGUUGCCAGUUUAUUCCUCAACAAAACAUGCCAUUAUUGGAUUCACUCGGUGUUUAGGGAAUGACUACUACCUUCAAAAGACUGGCAUCAAAUUCAUAACACUUUGUCCUGGUGCAACUAUAACAGACAUGUUCACAAAUUUCACAGAGAAAAUUUUAUUUAGUGAUAUGGCUGAUGAGUCUUAUAACAUUCUCGAUAGAUUAAAUAAGCAAAGUGCUGCUGAUGUUUCCCGCUGUAUUAUUCAAGCUAUGCAAAAAGAGGAAAAUGGUAAAGUUUAUAUAAUUGAAGGUAAAAAGCUAUUUCCUGUAGAGAUGACACGUUAUUGGAGUGGUAUUGAGGAUCAGCUGUAGAUGAUGGAUUGGAAAAUUUCGUGUAAAUGUUUUUUUUUUUUUUGCUUCUAUGAUUGCAGUGUAUCUAGAAUUUAAAACUUAUAGA